This is a messenger RNA of Lotus japonicus, 1676 nucleotides long. Its product is annotated as GATA transcription factor 24-like. The record is from RefSeq and is a predicted model, not a curated record. The transcript has 11 exons. The coding region runs from base 403 to 1473 and encodes 356 amino acids. Gene Ontology annotation, biological process: regulation of DNA-templated transcription. Gene Ontology annotation, molecular function: protein binding; sequence-specific DNA binding; zinc ion binding. Lineage: Eukaryota; Viridiplantae; Streptophyta; Magnoliopsida; Fabales; Fabaceae.
AAUUUACCCAUAUUAAAAUUCCAUAAAUAUAAAAAACAAAAAAAAAAAAAAACUUGAAAGGGAUAUAAAAUAUUAAAUCCAUAAAAUAAGGACUAUAAAUUUGAAAAAUUAUUCUUGAACUUACAAGGGUGGGUUUGUUUUCCUUCAAACACAGUCUAGUCUCUCUUUCUCUUUCCCCUUGACUCUUGUGUUGUGUCUAGGAAACAACACUCAAUAUUUUCUUUCCAUCUCUAUUCUAUUUCCUUCUUCAUUCACAUUCACAUUCACAUUCACUCUCUCUAAUCUCUAUUCAUUCAUUCAUUCAUUCACCCAUUCUUCUUCUUCUUCUUCUUCUCUAGGGUUCUCAUUCUCAUUCUCAUCUUCUCCCCCAUUCUCCAAUUCCUCUUGGGUGAUGCUUGAGAAAUGGACAUGGUGCUGAAUCCGUGUCAAAACAGGGAAGGUUCGCUGAUGAUGGCGGCGGCGGCUCCCAUGCAGGUUGAUGGGGUCCACUUUGCCAAUGGAGCUGAUGAAGGGCAACAUGCUCCGGCCACCGUUGCUGCUUCUGCAUCCAAUGCUUCUGCUCCCCACCCUCGCGCCGGUGAACUCACCAUUUCAUUUGAAGGCGAGGUUUAUGUUUUCCCGGCGGUUACGCCAGAAAAGGUGCAGGCUGUACUAUUACUCUUGGGCCAGAAGGACAUACCCAAUAGCACCCCCAACUCUGGCCUUUUACAACAGAAAAACUUUCCGCAAAUUAAGGGAAUAAAUGAUCCUUCCCAAAGUUCAAACCUCUCGCGAAGAUUUGCAUCACUUGUUAGGUUUCGUGAAAAACGAAAAGAGAGAUGUUUUGAGAAGAAAAUUCGGUAUACUUGCCGUAAAGAGGUUGCCCAGAGGAUGCAUCGUAAGAAUGGACAAUUUGCAUCAUUGAAGGAAGAUUACAAAUCUCCGGCUGGAAACUUGGAUUCUAGCAAUGGUACUCCUCCUUGCCCAGAAUCUAUUGAACGAAGAUGCCAGCAUUGUGGAACUAGUGAGAAGUCUACUCCAGCUAUGCGUCGAGGACCAGCUGGUCCAAGAUCUCUGUGCAAUGCCUGUGGGCUUAUGUGGGCAAAUAAGGGAACUCUGAGAGAUCUCAGCAAAGCAGCAAAGACUCCUUAUGAACAAAAUGAACGGGAUACUUCAGCUGAUAUGAAGCCUUCAACAACAGAACCAGAAAAUUCUUGUGCCGACCAGGCUGAAGAGGGAACCCCUGAGGAAAAUAAGCCAGUGCCAAUGGAUUCCAGAGAGACACCUGAGAAGAAAAAUGAACAGGAUAUACUUGGAACUGCGCAAACAGUCACUGACAACUUGUCCAUCCAAUUGGAGAAUCAUGCCCUUAGUCUGGACGAGCAGGAUAUUGAGGAUCUAGCUGAUGCUUCUGGGACUGAAUUUGGGAUUCCUGCAGGUUUUGAUGAUCAGAUUGAUAUUGAUGUUUCCAACAUGAGGACUUACUGGCUGUGAUCUAGACGAAUGUGCAGUGCUGGUUCAGCUUGGUUUAACUAACAUUGGACUUCCAGAAAUGGUUUCUGUUUUAUAGACAAACUAUUUUUGGAAGCACUGUGAAUUAUAUAUAUAGUCGUGGACUUAAAAUAUUCUUACAUCAUAGUUCUUGUACAUCCCCUUGGGACCGGAUUUCAUUUAUAUAUUGUGAAUAGUUCUGUUUU